UGGCACUUGGCACGGCUUCUGCCUGAGUUUGGUCCCGCGCUUUGACCCGAUGCACUUCCUUCAUAACGUUCAGAGCUCACUGUAAGGGCCGUUUGCUCAGAAAUGAGGCGGUUGCAUUCAAGAUGCAUAGCAACGCCGGUUUGGACGACUGCCGCACUUAAUGCCUGAUAACUUGUUGAUGAUCUUUGUUUUAACCUUUUUAGUGAAAAAGCAGUCACGACAUUCCAUAUAUGGUACAAAUGUUGGCAGCAUUCAGCAUAAGCGCUUGCUUUAAAAACGGAUUACCCCGCAAUGUUUUGUCCACUCACGCAAACUUGUUUAUUAAACCGUAAUUUGCUGCAGCUACGGCGACCACGAAAUUGUAACGUACGGAAUGUUGCCUCAGUACCAAAAGGCAAGAUAUAGCUCAGCCGUGAUGACGUACGAUAACAUAUUACAGCAAAGUUCAUUUAAUGUAGAAGAGUUAAAGCAUUCCUGCAAAUUCACUGCAUCCAGAAGCUUUCAUUUUCGAUAAACCACACCGCAAUAAUUCGUUUCCGAAUCACGGACAAUGCACAUAUCAUCAUCAACCUAUCGCCUAAUCUUUAUUAUCAUAAAUAUUAAGCACAUCUGCGGCAUGGACACAUGCAAUGAGCCUAAAUGCAACACCACAUUCACUACAUGGGUAAGAAUUUCGCACCACCCAUGCAGCGUGUCUUGCAGCAUCAACGAUGCAAUUACUACGUUCCAUAACUAUGCAUCGCUGCAAACACUGCUGGCAUAAUGAAUGGUUGCAUACCAACUAAUGGCGCCUUAAAAUUUCAGCCUUUGAUCGCAGCACGGGUCGCCGGCGAAGCUUCGUCGCUUCACAGCCGGCACAACUCGAAUUGUCUCGGAGCCAGGCGCGCCUGUUACCGAGCGGCGAUUUGUACAACCGCAUCAACCCAUGAAGAAUCCUCGCUUCGAGAGCCUCUAACGCAACCCAGCCUCUUUCAGACCACCGAGCUGGACAGCCUCUGACACGGCGCAGCCAGUUGCAGGGAAGCCUAACUUUUACAGCUCCUGACACGCAACGAUGCAUUUCAGAGAAAAUUGACAUAGCAUGAUGUUGAAGUGAAUUUCCACUUCCCUGGCUGGCUUAUGACACAGCAGUUUGUUGCAGAGCACAGCUUGGACGUUUCUGCCUGGUAGUUUGUUCUACAGAGGUCCGGCACUAGAACAAAAAUUAUGCGGCGGGCAAGCCAGACAUAGCCUGCUUCCGACAUGUCUCUAUCUCUGGCAGGCGGCUCAACUUGGAGCAGUCUCUGACACGGCGCGGUCUGUUGCAGAGAAGCCCAAUCUGGACAGCCUCUGACACAGCGCCCGGCGACCAUACAGAAGUGCCAGCCCCGGGGAAGAGUCCGCCAACCUGCUCAGCCUGGAGGACGAGUGACGUCAUCGCCUCUGUCCGCCUCGCCCGCUCGCUUUCCUCGCCGCUCCUCCCCGAGCCGACUUUUGCCUGUCGUGCGCCGCGCUCGCCUGUCUGCCGCGGGCGCCUGGUCUCGUCCCUGCCCCUCCCACUCGCUUCCGUUCUGCGUACGCGCCUGCUGGGCGGUCCCGCGGCUCCGCGCAUGUCUCGGCGUCACGUCUAGUGUGCGCCUCGCCGCCCGCUGCCACCAUGCCCAAGAAGAAGCCGCACCCGCUGGCGCGCCUGCGCUACUACGUCACGCUCGUUAUGAGCGUGGUGGCCAUCUUCUCGUUCUUCGCGCUGCUGUUUCUGGUACCGUUCGUGUUCGACCCGGCCAUCUCGACGCUUUCGGCCGACUUUCCGGAGGAGCCGGCGGCCUGCAAGCUGAGCCAGGUGCGCGUGGGUGAGCAGCUCUCGGCCUGCAACUGGACGUCCUGCAGCGAGGGCUGCACCGCCCCGCUCACCUACUGCGUCCAGCUGUGGACGAGCGUCUCCAGCGUGCCGUACCGCCAGUUUGUCGCCGACCCGGAAGGCUACGGCGAGCAGAUAUGGGCCGAUAGCGAAGCCCCGCUGCGCAUCAACAUCCAGGGCUGCGGCUACCCACCACAGCUCAACUGCACCGAGUUCUUCCGCAGCGUGCUCGGUGUGAAGAAAGUCAGCGCCGAGACGGUCAACGACACCAAGCUCCGGCUAGGCCCAUUCCCCUGCUAUCCGAGCGGCCAGCAGCAGGACCUGGUCAUAUUCCAGUACGACCACGGGCAGGUGAUGUACGCGCUGGUGAUGGCGGCCGUGGUGCCGUCGCUUGCGCUGCUCAUCUCCAUCGGCACGCUCCUGUACUGCCACUGCGACUGCUGCAAGCGCUCCUGCCCGCAAUUGCCCAUACCCGGCGAGGACGACAAACUGGCCAUGCUGCCGCCGGAAGUGACCGUCUCCAUGGCGACCGACAUCGACAUCAGCAAGUAGGAGCGGGUCGGAGCACUGCGGCGGCCCGGGCAGCACCAGCGGCCGACAGGCUGAGCAGCACCAGCGGCCGACCGGCUGACCAGCACCGGCAGUCGGACGCCUGGGGUCGGAUCGGUCUCCUCCGCCGCCCGCAGCGUCCGGAAAACUCGGUCGCGUUCACUGGCAACCUAUCUGUGAUGCAUCUGCACCCCGCCGCGCGACCUUCCUACAGUGCAUUUUGUGCCUUAGUUUGCGCGCCCGCGUGCCUCAUUUAAUGUUCGCGCGGGAUGGAGGAGUCCCCGGCAGACAGAGACUAGCCCUUUGAGCGGCGACGGCAGGCAGUACAAAGUCGACACUGGCGCCUCUGGUGGUCGUUGGAGACAACGUAUCGUUAGUUUUGCUAGCGCUAGGUUGUUUUAGCAUACCGUCGACGGUUUAGAAUGCGUUCGACCUUCCGGCAUUCGGGGCACGCCCACUAUAAUUGCGUGCACCGACUGGUCACGACUAACGCUGUUUCUGAUAGGUCGAAGUUCCGUUUCAGAAGCGAAGCUCGCCUUCAAAGCCGACAUCGGCCUCGCAAAUAACGCACAGCGCGCACUUCAUCGGCCCUUGGCCGGCCCCGUGUGUCACCCUGCUUGUACUCGGUGAUACGCGACGUUAUCAGGCAGACCUCUGCUUACAGCGCGUGGAGACGUGGAUCAUUCCAAGAAGCGUGUGCUCUUUCCUGCCCUCACGCCGAUGUCACGGACAAAACGGGCCCAUAACAGCGCGGAGCAGGCAGGACGCGUACAGUAUUAGCGACCAACAGCGUCGGUGACAUACAGACACUGUGGUGUGCUGUGAACAGCCCACCGGUGGUAGUAAAAUGGAAAUCGCACUGCUUUAUUUGCACCUAAACUAUGUGGAUUGUUCAUCAGAAUAUUUAGAAGUUGAACUCAUGCAUGCCACUGGUAUCAGCAGAUAUAUGAGCUGCUGAACCGGAAUGCGGUCUUACGGUCAAUGGGAGAUAUGGCACACGUCUUUGUGAACUGUGAUACCCGCGCGCAAUGUACAUAAUAUUCUGUUUCCUGAAGUUCUCGCACGUACCCGCAUGCUCACUAGUCAUCUAAUGCGCUUUGAACGGGUUUCCUGUGAGCGAAGCCCGUCCUGUUUACGAUUCGCUUGUGAACGUCAGUUCGAUCAUGGCGUAAACUUUUUCAUCAAACGUCCGAAGGCAAUACGAUACCAACAGUACAUGAGCUGAAGAGU
Pollicipes pollicipes is the source of this 3616-nucleotide messenger RNA. RefSeq names its product protein tipE. Gene Ontology annotation, molecular function: sodium channel regulator activity. The transcript has 2 exons. Bases 1637 to 2389 code for a protein of 250 amino acids. Gene Ontology annotation, cellular component: plasma membrane. Gene Ontology annotation, biological process: regulation of sodium ion transport. NCBI's taxonomy places the organism in Eukaryota, Metazoa, Arthropoda, Thecostraca, Pollicipedomorpha, Pollicipedidae. The record is from RefSeq and is a predicted model, not a curated record.